Stegodyphus dumicola is the source of this 627-nucleotide messenger RNA. RefSeq names its product Rab3 GTPase activating protein (gene Rab3-GAP). Lineage: Eukaryota; Metazoa; Arthropoda; Arachnida; Araneae; Eresidae. The record is from RefSeq and is a predicted model, not a curated record. Gene Ontology annotation, biological process: regulation of GTPase activity.
AUGCCAGCACUAAUGCCUUAUUUUCCUACUUUAGGUGUUAUGAGCACCACACCGUUUGAUCACCUUGUUACAGAAUCUAUUCGUAAAGGCUUUUAUGGUGCUGUGAAACCAACUGUUCCAUCUAAUUCGCUUCUUGUAACUACUGGCUGUAAUCCAUAUGUUGGAUAUUAUCAUGCAUCAGAGGGCAGCAGCCAGUUACUUUUAACAGAUGUUGUGCAAGCUGUUGCUUCAAAAUUGAUGAAUUUUAUAUCGAAUUACAAUGCAAGUGGCCUUGUAGGAGGCUUAAUGGGUUUUAAUCAACCAAAAGACCAAAAAACUCAACCAAAAAUUGAACCUGCUACUAUUUUACCUUUGAGGUUUGGUUUAUAUGAUAAAAGAAGGCAAGGAAUUUCAAUAUCAUUAUCGCCUAAUAAAUGUUUAGCUGCUGUAACUGAUGCAUUUGGGAGAGUCAUUUUGUUCGACAUUUUUAAGGGGGUAGCAGUUCGCAUGUGGAAAGGUUACAGAGAUGCUCAGUGUGGCUGGGUCGAAGUUGACGAUUCUAUAAUGAAGGACAAAAAGGAAAAUUCUAAAAAAAAUAGACGUGUUUUCUUUUUAGUUAUUUAUGCUCCUAGGCGAGGUAUAUUAGAA